CUUCUCGCCCUCGCCCUGCCCUACCCUCCCGCCGUGCCCCCCUCCUCCAGCCUCCCUCCCCCCUACCGCUCCUCCCCAACCCUUCUCUCCCACUCGAGACAGUUCUCCCCCCGUCCACCAUGUCGCUCAGCUUCAAGACCGCCGUCGGCAACGUCGUGGAGGGCGCCCUCACAUACCCCUUCGUCAAGCUGGCCCAGCUGAAGUUCACCCUCCAGGCGACCAAGGACUGCCCGGACCUGGCUGCUGCCCAGGAGCAGGCUGUCACCGAGCUCUUCGAGCUCAUCAAGAAGCACGAUAUGGCCCCCUUCUAUGAGGCGAUCUGCGCCUCCGGCCUUUGGCCCAAGCCUCUGGACGCGACCCUGCUUGCUCAGCUGAAGGAGAGCAACACGGCUGCCCUUGCGCGCUUCGAUGCCGAGCUUGAGACCGCCAAGGAGUCCGCUGGACCGUCCGAGGUCCAGGCGGCCAACCAGAAGAUCGCCGAGUACAAGGCCUUCAUCGGUGCCCCGGACGCGGCCGCCGCCCUGGAGACCGUCCUCGAGAGCACGGUCGGUGCCGGCCCCCGCCUGGACAACGUCCUCCUGCUGGCUCGGUUUGCCUUUUCCCUGGCUGACAAUGCCCUGAUUGGCAAGUACAUUGACCGCGCCAAGAAGCUGAUUGAUGCCGGUGGCGACUGGGACCGUCGCAACCGCCUGAAGGUCUACGAGGGCACCUAUCUCAUGUCCAUCCGGGACUUUACUCGCGCGUCGGAGCUCUUCCUCUCGGCCCUGCCCACCUUCACCAGCACUGAGCUCCUGCAAUAUGACACCUUUAUCUCGUACUCCAUCCUGAUGUGCCUGUUCACCCUGGACCGCGAGAUGCUCAAGUCCAAGAUUCUCGACUCGCCCGAGGUCCUUGAGGUCGCCAUCAAGGUGGCCCCCUUCCUGAACCUGGCCGAGUCUUUCUACAACUGCGAGUACCGGGCUUUCUUCACCCACCUGGCCGAGGUGGAGGCUCUCCUGAAGAAGGAUCUUUUCCUCUUCCCCCACUACAAGUAUUACGUCCGCGAGAUGCGCAUCCGUGCUUACGCCCAGUACCUGGAGCCGUACAAGUCGGUCAAGCUCCAGAGCAUGGCCGACACCUUUGGCGUGUCGCCGACCUUCAUUGAUGAGGAGCUGUCGCGCUUCAUCUCGGCCGGGCGCAUCCACUGUGCCAUCGACGCCGUGUCGGCCACCAUCGCCACCCGGCGCCCGGACAACCGCAACAGCCACUACCGGUCGAUUGUCCAGGAGGGGGACCUGCUGCUGAACCGCAUCCAGAAGCUGGCGCGUGUGACCGAUCUGUAAGGGAGAACCGCCGCCAGGAGCGGGCCUUCCAGCGGACGGGGCACCGGCCUCGCCGCUGCUCUUCCCCCGCCCUCUCCCGGCGUGCAUUCCGUGUCCUCUGUUUGUCCCUCUUUCCAAUGCUCUCUCUCUCUCUCUCUCUCC
Molecule: messenger RNA, 1463 nt
Organism: Fonticula alba
Lineage: Eukaryota; Rotosphaerida; Fonticulaceae
Exons: 9
Coding region: 120-1322 (400 amino acids)
Biological process (GO): proteasome-mediated ubiquitin-dependent protein catabolic process
Source: RefSeq, a predicted model, not a curated record